AUGGCUCAAGCCGUUGCCGUCCUGCUGGUCCUGCUGGUCGCACAGCUUGCGGCCUCCACCUUCAAAAUCUGCGCUUUCAACAUCCGCAGCUUCGGCAAGGCUAAAGCAGCCAACCGGAAGGUCAUGGGAGCCCUGGUGCAGAUCCUCUCUCGCUGUGACAUCUCGGCCGUGCAAGAGGUCCGGGACUCCAAAGGAACAGCAAUCCGGAUGCUGCUACGGGAGCUGAACAGAUAUGAUCCUUCCCAUCGCUACGGCUGCCUGGAAAGCAAGAGGCUGGGGCGUGGAAGCUACAAGGAACAGAACGUCUUUGUCUAUCGGAGGGAUCUGGUCUCCGUCACUGACUGGUGCCAGUUUGGGGAAGAGGAUUCCAGCCCCUUCGAGGCUUUUGCGAGGGGUCCCUUUGCUGCCCGCUUCCGUUCUCCAAUCACAGCCACCUCCGAUUUUGUGCUGCUCCUACACCACGCCAGCCCUCGGGAAGCCGCCCGCGAACUUGACCUGCUGUUUGGAGUGUGCAUGGAAUUGGUGCAUCGCUGGAAGACCCAGAACCUGAUGGUGUUGGGAGACCUGAACGCUGCUGGGGCUUACAUCCCUGCAAACGCCUGGGCGGGGAUCCGCUUGCGCAAUCACCGCGCCUUCCAUUGGCUCAUCGGGGAUAAGGAAGACACCACCGUCAGCCACCGGACUUGCUGCGCCUACGACAGGAUCAUCGUCCAUGGGGAAGAGCUCUUCGGCGCCGUUGUGGCCCGGUCAGCCAAACCUUUCAAUUUCACACACGCGCUCGGACUCUCUGAAGAAGAAGCUCUAGAAAUCAGCGACCACUACCCCGUGGAGGUGAAUCUAAGGCUAGCACCAAAGGCCCAGAGGGAGCUCUGA
Euleptes europaea (tarantolino) is the source of this 873-nucleotide messenger RNA. Its product is annotated as deoxyribonuclease gamma-like. Gene Ontology annotation, biological process: DNA catabolic process. The record is from RefSeq and is a predicted model, not a curated record. Bases 1 to 873 code for a protein of 290 amino acids. Lineage: Eukaryota; Metazoa; Chordata; Lepidosauria; Squamata; Sphaerodactylidae. The transcript has 8 exons. Gene Ontology annotation, molecular function: DNA nuclease activity. Gene Ontology annotation, cellular component: nucleus.